Messenger RNA from Petromyzon marinus (sea lamprey), 2630 nucleotides. Its product is annotated as odorant receptor 131-2-like. Gene Ontology annotation, molecular function: olfactory receptor activity; odorant binding; G protein-coupled receptor activity. NCBI's taxonomy places the organism in Eukaryota, Metazoa, Chordata, Hyperoartia, Petromyzontiformes, Petromyzontidae. The record is from RefSeq and is a predicted model, not a curated record. Gene Ontology annotation, biological process: detection of chemical stimulus involved in sensory perception of smell; G protein-coupled receptor signaling pathway. Gene Ontology annotation, cellular component: membrane.
UUACCGAGGACAAACGCAUGUUGGGUCGUAUAGAAGAUUUCAUGGCAAUGCAUUUGUUUUUAUCUUCCUUGCAUAUCAAAUUAAACGAGAGCACACAGAGCACACUAUGCAGUUAGUAUGCAAACGUGGCAAUGUUAAAUUCCCAAAAGUUACCCAAUUCACACGUUUAUAAUUACAGUCUCCACAAAUACACAUCCCAUCUAAGGGCCGGCGACACCUCGAGAAUGAUCUCGAGAGACGAGCGCUGACACACCAUGCCACAGCAAUGGUCACGACAUUAGAAACAAUCACACAACAAGCGUAUUUUUAACCUCCCAAGGUGCACACCUCAAAGAAGAACGCACGGUAUAAAAGCAAACGCGACAGCGGAUAAACUUCACUCCAUCGCCCCUCAAAAGGUGAACUCUGCAGAGCUGAAUAAAGAAAUCAAAAUCAUGGCAAGUCUACCAGUGAAUGACUCUUUGAAAAACGAGACCGCUCUACUGCCAGAGCAAAUCUGGAGCACCACUAACCACAUAGUGUACGCUAUCUUACUCAUCACGUGGUUGCCAUCCUUUGUGAUGCUUGUGCUCAUGGUGUGCCUCUUCGACCGGGUGACGACGUUCACCGAGAGCACCAAGUACAUCCUCUUCAUGAACCUGAUGACCAGCGACACGCUCUACGUGCUCCUAUCGGGUGUGUUGAUGAUAAUAAGAUUGGAGCGGGUCUCGCUGAUUCGCGUGCUCUGCUGUAUUUUAAUCAAUCUAAGUACGACGUUUCAAAUCAACAGCACCCUCACAAUCACGGCCAUGGCUCUGGAGCGCUACUUGGCCAUUUGUCAGCCACUGCGAUACAACCAACUGGCCCACCGGCAGUCCGGCCUGCAGGUCGUGGCUGGCGUUUGCAUACUGUCUCUGUCAGCGCCAACCAUCCGCUUCUUAUUGUGUGUUGCAAGCGGCCCGCUCUUCAUGAACGAACACCAACUUAUAUGUGAAAUUAACCAGUUGGAUGCAGACAUGCCUUAUGGAGAGGUAGCAGUCGUUAUCCGUGACGUGUUUAUGUACAUGGUAUUUGCAUUUGCCGUGCUGUCUGUAGCAAUAUCCUAUGCCAUGACGGCUCGGGCCGCUAAGAAGGCCUCAGAGAAACACAGCAGCUUCUCUAAGGCCAGAAAGACCAUAGUGCUGCAUGGAAUUCAGCUGGGACUUUGCCUCCUGCCAGUGGCCUUGCCUAUGUUCUACAAGUCGGCAGAGUUGUUGCACCUUAACGCUGGGGCCACACUCAUAGUCAGGGUUGCAUUCUGCCUGGUGCUGCACGUGAUCCCCCGCUUCAUGAGCCCCUUUCUGUACGGCAGCAGGGACGAGGAGAUCGUGAAACACGUUCGGAAAUUAUUGGGCAUUCAUUCAAAGCGAGUGAUGCCAUAAGUGGUCAUGCUUACUUAAGGAAAAGGGAUCAGCAUUUAUGAGGCUCUUAAAUGCCAUAGCGCUCUAUUAGAUUUAAUUACAUUUAUAAACAUUAAUUAAUGGAGCUAUCCAAACAUCUCAAUAUAGGGCGAUGGUGCUGGAGAAAAAUGGUUAGCCCUGGUUAUCGCUUGCCUGUGGUUUCCUGUACUUCUCAAUCUAAUGAAAGCUGUGUGCAUUACAAUAUUUGUGAAUUCAUAGUUAUCUUAAUCGACCCAAUGCUCUGUGGCAGUUGAGCUAAACUUCUCGCGUUGGGAGCCAUCUCUCCACAGCACAAGGUGUAGGCAAGCACCCUCAAGAAUAUGGGCAUUGGUCGGCCAGUCGGAGAACUUGGUUGACUUUUUGUAGCUUUUCCCAAUUACGUCGAAAGUUAUAUUCUAAGCAAUUUAAAAUUACUUGACUAAUUUGAAGGAUGGGUUUCUUAAUAUCAUUUUUCUUAUUUUUAAAAUAUUUGUAUUUCUUUAUUUGAUUUGAUGGUAGACAAAUAAAAACAUACCACCCAGCAUUACAGAUUGGAAGCAUCCUUAUUUACUGAACUCAUUGUUGGGAUUGUACAGGGUUUGGCCAUUACAAUUAAAUUAUUUUUAAAUCAGACCAGAACUUAAACAAUAAUAAAGGUAACAUGAGCAUUGUUCUAAGAACCGACUCCAUUGACAUUUCUGCUGGUGUACAACUAUGUGGAAGAAACAAAAAGACAAACUGGUGUUGAUGGUGGUGCUAGGGGAACUUCAUUGCAGUCAGGGGAGUUGCAGAACUUGUACUUUUACAAUAAACACCAACGCACAAACAACGACACUCAACGCAUCAAAUGUAAAACAUAGAAGAUGCACGUGUUGCCACGACUACUGUAUCACGUCCAAAAGUGUGAGCUGUUUUAUGUUGACAAUAAUGAAAAUCUAUUGAUGACAAUUGUAUUUAAAAUUUUCAAUCAGCUGUCCCCCCUGGACACAUCCAAGUAUGCGGCUCGCGAUUUAAUAAAUAGUGGUCAUGAUCCUCAACAACUUGCACAGGGCAGAGAAACCGUUAUACACGAGAACAUUGAGAAAAGGCAGACAAGUUAUAUUUAUAAUGAUUUGUAUACUCAAAAAAAUGAUAUGUUGGACUAACUUAACUUUUUAAUGUCAACAGGAUGCACACAACUGGGUUAUGUUGCAUUUAAGUAACAUUUAUUUCGGUAAACGUAAGUGAAUUACU